GAUAACGGAGGUGGGUAUAAAAAAAAUUCGAUCGCGACGGAAUAUAACUUUCUUACUUACAUUUUUUAUAUGGCCAAUCGAGCAAUGGAUGUCUCCCAUUCGCGGUGACGAUCAAAAAGAAGUGAGGAAAGAGAAAGAUAUUAUAUAUAAAAAUAGGGAAGUGAUGGCUGCAGCCUAGUGGAUGUGAGCCCAAUCGGAGUAUUGCUGCCACAUUUUUGUUAAAGACAAUGACAAGAUUAAAUGAAAAAGAAAGAAAAAAAAGAAAUGUGGCAUAAAUCAUAUUUCAAUUCGAUCACAGAUGAAUUAACGUUUAAAUGGAAGUGAGGAAUUCGACAGCAACCGCAAUAAAAACAAUACGACAAUGACAGCUUUAGAAAUGUUAACGAGAUUGGAAAAGCCAUCAAUAGCCCACCAACCCAUAGAAAAGGUUUUAAUCACCAAUUUCAAAGUGGCAUUGCACUCAGCUACCAACAAUACUGUGAAACUGUUAACGCGAAGAAAAAUAGAGAACAAUCAGAAAAAGGCAAGUGAAUGGAAUAAUUUAGCCACAAACACCAUCGACACCAGUACAGUACAGUGGAAUAGCUUUGAAAGCGAUGACACGUCAUUCACAUUUAAUAAUCAGACAAAUGAGAUAAUCGAGAAAAAUUUGGCAGCUACAAUAUCAUCGAUACGCAACAAUGUAACACGUGUUCUGUACAUGUAUUUUAAUAAUGUUAGCGAUGCGGAGGGUUACGGGGCAGCCUAUACUAUAGCAACACCGACAAUGGAAGAGCUGCAGCACCAUUACCACCAUCAGCCGCACCAACAGCAGCAGCAGCAUCAACAGCAGCAACAACAACAACGGCAAGAGCAGCCGCCAUCAUCAACAAUAGCAACAAAGACCUCAUUAUUGUCAACAACAUUUUUACCGGUGACAGGCUUAGAGACGACCGCUACACUCAACACAAAUGAUACCAUCAUAAAACAGUCGUCGACAUCAACAUCAACAUCAACAUCAACAUCGACAAUAGCAUCAGAAACACUAUCGACAACUCUUUCACCUUUGUUAUCGCCAAACAAUGCAACCGCUACCCAUUAUUUAAAUAUACCAACGGCGACGCCUAGUAUAACAUAUCCGAGCUAUAAAAUUGAAAUAAGAAGCUACGAAAAUUGUUCAGCUCUCUUUGCCAACUACACUCAACCGCAGCCAGGAGCCUUUUGUAACUGGGCUUGGGAUCGGUUUUUAUGUUGGCCACCAACACCGGCCGGUGUCCUGGCACGCAUGCAUUGUCCCUCUGGCUGGCAUGGCAUAGAUACAAGAAAAUUUGCGAACCGUAAAUGCGAACUAAAUGGUCAGUGGGGUAGUCGACCUAAUGAUACCUACAAUCCUAAUGGUUGGACUGAUUAUCAACCCUGUUAUAAACCAGAAGUUAACGAACUUAUGCAACAAGUACCAAAUCUUGAUUUAUUUUUGGAAAUUGCACGCCGUACACGUACCUUGGAAAUAGUUGGUCUUAUUCUGUCCCUGGUGGCUUUAAUUAUAUCACUUAUCAUUUUUUGUAAUUUUCGCUCAUUGCGCAACAAUCGUACAAAAAUCCAUAAAAAUCUAUUCAUUGCUAUGGUUUUACAAGUUAUUAUAAGAUUGACAUUGUAUCUGGAUCAAGCAUUUCAUCGUGGCAAACAAGAAACAGCUACUAAUACAAGUGUCACAGGAAUUGAAAACACUCCCUAUUUAUGUGAAGCAUCUUACGUUUUAUUGGAAUAUGCUCGCACCGCUAUGUUUAUGUGGAUGUUUAUUGAAGGCUGGUAUUUACAUAACAUGGUUACAGUAACGGUUUUUCAAGGACGCUUUCCUCAUACCAUUUUCACAUUAGUUGGUUGGGGUAUGCCUGUGCUAAUGACAACGGUAUGGGCGAUUUGCACGGCCAUCUAUCACGAUAGUGUACACGAUUGUUGGUGGAAUUAUAAUUUGACACCGUACUAUUGGAUAUUAGAGGGACCGAGACUAAUUGUUAUAUUGUUAAAUUUUACUUUUCUUAUUAACAUCAUACGUGUCCUUGUGGUUAAACUGCGUCAAAGUCAAGCUAGUGAUAUUGAGCAGACGCGUAAAGCGGUCAGAGCGGCCAUAGUCCUGCUGCCGUUGCUUGGCAUUACAAAUGUGUUGCAAUUAGUUCCCGAUUUACAUACACCCUGGAAAUUUGCUUUAUGGUCCUAUGUAACACACUUUUUAACCUCAUUUCAAGGCUUUUUUAUAGCUUUGAUAUAUUGUUUCCUAAACGGAGAGGUAAGAGCUGUACUGCUGAAAAGUCUAGCUGUGUAUAUGUCAGUACGCGGCCAUCCUGAAUGGGUUCCGAAACGGGCGUCCAUGUAUUCAGCUGCCUAUAAUACCGCGCCUGAUACUGAAGCUCAAGCUAAUCAUUUAGAUAAUAAAAGAAAUGACUCACCGCCGAUCAAUAAAUCACGGUCAGGGAACGGCCGUAAGGCAAGCACCACCACAGUUAUACAUCAUGGUAACAAUGUAAAUCCUAAAACACACUUAACCAGUCGUCUGUCGGUUGGCAGUGUAUACCGCCAUCGUCAGGGCAGCGUGCAGAGUAACAACAAUACAAGCUCGAUUGCGAGCAACGCGCCGCAACAACAGCAACAGCAACAACGCCAUGGCCGUCAUAAUUGGAUGUUUAUGUUGUGCUUUCGCGGCCAUAAGAACAAAUGUGUGAUGCCUAGUAAUGAAAGCCAAUUGCCUCCGCAGAUAUUUAUGACAACUAAAACGGAAACGUUAACCUAAAACCUAUUUUCUUCGAAAUGUAGGCCUCUUUACAACAGCUAUAAAAAAGGAAUUAGAAGAAGAGACAAAAAGCGAAAGAGAGAUAGAGAAAAGAAAAAAAGAGAA
Glossina fuscipes is the source of this 2872-nucleotide messenger RNA. RefSeq names its product PDF receptor (gene Pdfr). Gene Ontology annotation, biological process: cell surface receptor signaling pathway; adenylate cyclase-modulating G protein-coupled receptor signaling pathway. Gene Ontology annotation, molecular function: G protein-coupled peptide receptor activity. The transcript has 11 exons. The record is from RefSeq and is a predicted model, not a curated record. Gene Ontology annotation, cellular component: plasma membrane. Lineage: Eukaryota; Metazoa; Arthropoda; Insecta; Diptera; Glossinidae. The coding region runs from base 362 to 2767 and encodes 801 amino acids.